Molecule: messenger RNA, 339 nt
Organism: Emericellopsis atlantica
Lineage: Eukaryota; Fungi; Ascomycota; Sordariomycetes; Hypocreales; Bionectriaceae
Exons: 1
Coding region: 1-339 (112 amino acids)
Cellular component (GO): cytoplasm
Source: RefSeq, a predicted model, not a curated record
AUGUCCACCGCAGCAGUCCGCUUCAUCAGCUCGAAAAGCUCUGCGCUCGGAAGUAUCAGUCUUCAGCUCUUCGUCAAGCCCAACGCCAGCGCCGCGCGCGAGGGUAUCGUCAGCAUCACGCCAUCUGCUAUCCAUCUUGCCAUUGCGGCUCAGCCCAAGGACGGCGAAGCCAACAAGGCUGUCAUCCAACUGCUCAGCGAUGUGCUCGGGGUACCCAAGGCACGUCUCCAUCUCCGCCGCGGACUCAAGUCCAAGGAGAAGACGGUGAUUCUGGACAAUUCGACAGAGGACAGCGUCACGAGCAUAAUGGACAUACUACGCAACGCGUCUGCUUCAUGA